GUCCGCCCUCCUCGUCCUGCAUCUUCCCCAUCUGCUUCUGCUCUCAGCGUAUAAAGUCCUUCCCUGGCCGACGGGUCUUGGUCCCAGCACAUUUCAUCUCCUCCAUCCACCAUGUCCAACCUCGGCGGCAGCGGCAGCGGCUACCACCCUAUCAACAAGCAGGGCGCUCCUGCCUUCCCUGAUCCUGCCAACUAUGGCUCCCAGCAGCAGCAGCAGCAGCAGCAGCAGCCCGCUCAGCAGUCCGCCUAUCCCGGGCCCCAGAGCUACGGCGGCCGCCCUGCUUCAUCCUUGAUCAACACCCCCUCCACAGGCUCGAAAUACUACCAGCCGCCUCCGGGUCCGGCCAUCCCCAUCCCGUCGUCGACUGGCGCCUCCAGUGCCGCCUUCCCAGCUCCCGCCCCGGCGCCUGCUGCGGGACAGGCCCAGCCUUACUACUCGCCCCCCGCCCAGCCCUCAGCGGGCUCCUUCGCCCCGGCCAGCAAGUACGCUCCCCCUUCGCAGCCAACCCCCAACUCGUACUUUGUUCCCAUCGCAAGUACUCCCUCACAGCAGUCGUAUGCAGCUGCCCCGCCCGGCCAGCUCUUUGCCCGCAAGGCGACUCGCAAGGAAGUUCCGCUGCAGCAAAACGGCACCUUCGUCGUCGAGGUGCCUCUGCCCACGAGCCACAUCGAAAACUGCACUUACAAGACCGAGGAGUUCACCAAGAUCAGAUACACCGCUGCCACCACCGACCCCAACGCCUUUGCUGACAAGUAUACGCUGAUGCCGCGAAUCCUCCGCCGCAACGUCAAGAUGGCUAUCGUGGCUACGAUGUACAACGAAGACGACGAGCUUUUCUGCAAGUCCGUCUUUGCUGUCUUCCAGAACAUUGCCUACCUCUGCAGCAACGAGUGCCCCGGUGGCCUCGGUCCUGAUGGCUGGAAGGACAUUGUCCUCUGCAUCGUCUCGGACGGCCGCACCAAGAUCAACAAGCGCGUCCUCACCGUUCUCGGUUGCAUGGGUCUUUACCUGGAGGGUCUGACCAAGAGCUCCGUCAACGGCGAGGAGGUCUCCGCCCACAUCUUCGAGUCCAUCUGCCAGCGUGCUGUCGACCAUAGCCUGGACUUCCACGACGAUAUGGUCCCAGUCCAGACCAUCUUCCUGCUCAAGGAGAAGAACGCCAAGAAGAUCAACUCGCACCGCUGGUUCUUCAACGCUGUGUGCAAGGUCAUCGAUCCCGAGGUCUGCAUUCUCCUGGAUAUCGGCACCAAGCCCACCCGCCAGUCGUUCUUCCACCUCUACCGCGCCUUUGCUGACAACGAGCAUAUCGGCGGAGCCUGUGGUGAAAUCGCCGCCGAGCUCGGUCCCUGGAUGAAGAACCUGCUCAACCCCCUGGUCGCCACCCAGAACUUUGAGUACAAGAUGUCCAACAUCUUGGACAAGCCGCUCGAGUCCGUCUUUGGCUACAUCUCGGUGCUGCCAGGUGCCUUCUCGGCCUACCGCUUCAAGGCUCUUGAAGGCAAGCCUUUGGAGUGCUACUUCAAGGGCGAGACCAUGCACGGCGGUGCCGAUAUUUUCUCAGCCAACAUGUACCUUGCCGAAGAUCGUAUUCUGUGCUUCGAGCUGGUCACCAAGAAAAACGAGCGAUGGCUGCUCAAGUACGUCAAGUCAGCCAAGGCCGAGACCGACGUCCCGGAUCAGCUUCCAGAACUGAUCUCGCAGCGCCGUCGCUGGCUCAACGGCUCCUUCUUUGCUGCCGUCCACGCCCUCCAGCACUUUUACCACAUCGGCAACUCAGGCCACAGCCAGGGUCGCAAGAUGGCGCUGUACGUCCAGGCAUUCUACAACGCCAUCAACCUGCUGUUUUCUUGGUUCUCCCUCGGCACCUUCUACCUGUCUUUCUACUUUGUCUUUGACGUCGCCAAGGGUAGCUCCGAUGACACUGGCGCCGAGCCCUCGAACCUGCAGGGUAUUGAUCUGUACUACCCUUACGGCAACGUCGUUUUCUCGGUCGUCAACGCCGUUUACGUCGGCGUCAUCUCCAUGAUCUUCAUCUCGGCCCUCGGCAACCGUCCCCAAGGCAGCAAGUGGCUGUACUGGUCCUGUGUCCUGAUCUUCACCGUCAUCAUGAUCAUGAUGCUCGUCAACGGUGGCUGGAGUAUCGCCCUUGCCAUCCGUGAUAUGAACAGCUCCAUGGUUGAUGCCAUCAAGUCUGGCAACUCGUUCAGCUCGUUCAACUACUUCUUCACCAACAAGACCUUCCGCGACAUGGUCACUUCGCUCGUUGCCACUUACGGCCUCUACUUUGCGUCGUCCGUCAUCCACCUGGACCCCUGGCACUGCGUCACCUCGAUGGUUCAAUAUCUGCUGCUGCUCCCCAUGUACAUCAACAUCUUUAUGAUCUAUGCAUUCACCAACCUGCACGACGUCUCGUGGGGUACCAAGGGUGACAACACUGUCAGCUCCGCCGGCGAUGCUGUCCAAGCCACCAAGGGCGCCGACGGCAAGCAGGUGGCCACCGUCGAUAUUCCUGACGAGAAAGAAGAUGUCAACGAGCAGUUCCGCCACUUCCAGCAGCAGCUCGAGCGCCAGAAGAACAAGGAGGAGGAGGCCCCCAAGAAGCAGGAUGCCAAGACCCAGCAGGACGACUUUUUCAAGCUGUUCCGUACCCGAGUUGUGCUGCUGUGGCUCGUCUGCAACGGCAUCCUCGUCGGCCUCUUCACCAACAAGUCCUUCCUGAUGGCUGUUUUCCCGAACCAGACCCAGCAGCUGGUCAACCCCUUCCUCACCUUCAUCUUCUGGAGUGUAGCUAUCCUCAGUGCCGUUCGCUUCAUCUUCAGUACCCUCUAUAUUGUCCAGUGGGCCAGCUCCACAGCCACUAAGGCGGGCCUGCGCAACCCGCUCAAGGGCGAGUUCUAAGCGUGGCGCCAGCUUUACCCUCUCGGACUAAAUCGCCGGAUUGCUUCCCCUUGCGCUGAGCAACGCCUUCAUCAUUGUUUGGCUGGAGACACCAGCUUCUCGCUUCGCGCUGCCUGUACUUUCUCCUUCACCGAUCCCCAGGCAUACUGUGUUGUUGCAUCCCGCCGCCCGUGCUUUCUGCAAAGCCAUCGAUCGAUCCCACCCGGCCUGCUCUCUCUCUCUCUUUCUCCUUUCCCAGAUGGCACGCCUGCAGACUUGUUUCGUCGGCAUCCACGCAUCGGCAAUGCAAAUACAUAUGUGAUAUGCACAUGAUGUUCAUUCUGCAA
Polychytrium aggregatum is the source of this 3224-nucleotide messenger RNA. Its product is annotated as chitin synthase-domain-containing protein. The coding region runs from base 112 to 2898 and encodes 928 amino acids. The transcript has 4 exons. Gene Ontology annotation, cellular component: cell periphery; cell septum. Lineage: Eukaryota; Fungi; Chytridiomycota; Chytridiomycetes; Polychytriales. The record is from RefSeq and is a predicted model, not a curated record. Gene Ontology annotation, molecular function: chitin synthase activity.